GGCAAAGGCCAAGCAUCAUCAGGGAGAAACGGGGGACUACUGACCAGUACAUCCAGGACUUUAGGCUCCCAAGUGAAGAGUGUAGCUGUCAGUCCUAUUAAGAGCCCCUCGUCUGUGUGCAGUGUGCCUCCUGCCACCAGCUGUGUGGAGCAGAGCAAAAAAGAGAGAGACAAUGGCCUAAAUGAGUCUCUGCUGCCAGGUAAUGAAGACAGAGAUAGACAGAGCAAGGAAGUAGCUGACCUAUUGGAGGAAUUUAUGACGACACUGGGUGUCACACACAGACAGGAUGGGACAACAAAUACAACAGAGAUUCUUAAGCAACUACUUACUGAAGUAAAACGUUUAAAGACUACAUUUCAGACAGAGCGUGAUGAAUGGCAGCAGUUCCAGGCAGACUUUCAGGUGGCCGUGUCGGUGGCUGACCGCCUAAAAGCCGAGGCAGAAGAAGAGCUCACAGCAUUACGAACGGCCCACAAGGAAAUCGAGAUGGAGCUGGCUGCAGCUCAGCAGAGACAGAAGGAGGCUGAAAAUCAGCUUCUCACCCUACAAGGAGAGCUCAAAGAAACCAGGCAAAAAUUGGCAACUUUUACUGACGCUCAAUAUAAAACUGAUGUCCAUGUUCGAGAGGAGCUAAAGGGGUCCAAUGCAGAAAUUAUUAUGUCUGAAAGCAAGGAGAGCACCAAUAGGGGCAGGUUAAGGGGAUUGUACAAGCUUGGAGGCGAAAGGAUGGAAAGUAAGAGUCAGAAUCAAGUAACUAAGAAUGUUUUUGAGAAUAAUUCAAAAGUGGACUUCAAAGGUUUUACCAGACAUUCCCUGAAAAAUGUGACCAAUGAGGACAGAGCAGAUGUCCAGCCCAAUGAAUCCCAAAGGGUGAGAACUUCAGAGAGGUCAAGAAGCCUGUCUAGAUUGCCCGCUUCUUCUGACACUGAUCCCAUACGAAACGAUGCAUCCCAAACUAACCUUCCUUCAACAGUGGGGUCAACAAACAAGACCUUGGGGCAACUAAGAGGAAGAAAAAGUUCAGAGUGGCAAGACACCAAGUUGCCAAAGGAUGCAGGAAAACGUGAGGAGUCUCUGAACAAAUACAACUCAGCCCUUACUGAACUGCCUCCCACCAAGUCCCAGGAUGGUUUUAACCUACUGCUGCGUCGCCAUGGAGGUUCAAAGAGAAACUCUCUGCUUCGUUGGUGUCAGAGCCGAACACAAGGAUACGAGAAUAUUGACAUCACAAACUUCAGCAGCAGCUGGGCAGAUGGCCUUGCUUUCUGCGCUGUUUACCACACCUACCUCCCAUCGCACAUCCCUUACAGCAGCCUCAGUCCUGAGAACAAGCGAGCGAAUCUCAGUUUGGCAUUCAAAACAGGAGAGACUGUGGGGAUUUCACCCACACUGACAGCUGAUGAGAUGCUGCGAGCUGGGGGACCUGACUGGCAGCGGGUCCUGGGUUAUGUGGAGAGCAUCUACCGUCACUUUGAAAUGUGACCACAGGAGAUUCUGAUCAUAAAAACAAAGCAGACACUCUAGAAAUUACACAUUUUUGUAAUGAUACCUCCAGUCUUGCCAAGUUGUAGAAAUAGUUGAAAGUUAAUGGAAACUCUUGGCCUUUUGGUCCAGAGAAGACUAACCCUGAAAAGAUCAAAACAAGGGUCUAUAACUUGCAUACACAAAAAAGUAGAUGUGUAUCACUGAUCAUUUGGAAAUUCUGUUUGCUUUUAUAUUCCCCCCUGCAAUUUUUUCCACUAAUUGAAAUGUCUUUAAACACAUAUUAACACAAAUUCAACACACUGUAGUAAACAGAUAGAUGGAGGCAGAAGAUG
Messenger RNA from Cyprinodon variegatus (sheepshead minnow), 1817 nucleotides. Its product is annotated as cytospin-A-like. The coding region runs from base 256 to 1482 and encodes 408 amino acids. NCBI's taxonomy places the organism in Eukaryota, Metazoa, Chordata, Actinopteri, Cyprinodontiformes, Cyprinodontidae. The transcript has 10 exons. The record is from RefSeq and is a predicted model, not a curated record. Gene Ontology annotation, molecular function: protein binding.